AUGUGGCGACGAGGGUUAAACGUGAUCAACGUUCAAACGCUUCAAUCCUCCACUAAGAGGGAAUACAGUACUGUUGGCGGAGUAGCAGAUAGUCAAGGGAGAAGGGCGAACAAAGGCCAGAACCUAUUGAUAACGCAACUCUUACAAUUGUUUAAACAGAACUCCGACACUCGACAGUACUUGAAGUACUACGGUAGCGCGGGGAAGGAUCGAUUCGCAAUUAUCAGAGUGAGCGGAGAUGUGCUACACAACCGAGAUCACCUUUACCAGACGGCGGCGUCCUUAUCCUUUCUACACCGUGUUGGGCUUCGGCCCAUAGUGGUACACGGUGCGGGCAUAUACUCUGGUCGCUGUAGCGAUGCAUUGUCAAAGAUUGUCAAUGCGGAGACUUCCAUAGAGGAAUCGGAACCUGGGCAAAGCGAGAGAGAUAUGUUACAUGUCGAUGAAAGCAAACAGUUGAAGGCUUCUGAGGCAGCUGUUGAGUAUAUGGAGAAGGCUAAUGCUGCGCUCGUCGAAACGCUAAGUAAAGAAUUCGAUAUCGGGGCUGUACCGCUAAUAGACACUGUUUACAGGGCGAAGACUAUGGAUAAUUAUUCUGGUCCGAAAGUUUGGGAACGUCUGGCCGGGAGUAUAUUGAGUGUGAACAAUACGGUCAUAGAAUCAGCAUUCCGACAGGGCCUGAUUCCGAUAGUUUCGAGUUUAGGGUGGGGAGUGGACUGUCAUCGCCUUCUUUCGUUCAGUACUCAGGAAGCAACUAGUGCUCUUGCAAAGGCCUUUUCGCCUCUUAAGGUCAUUAUGCUGCGACCAGAGGGAUGUCUUAGAGAUGAGGACGGGAAUAGGUUCAAGUAUAUCAAUCUUGCCCGUGAUCUGCUUCCUUUGAGUAGAAACGAGCCCACAGAGAACGUAAUAUCAGGUGUUCGACUUCUGGAAGGAGACCGUAAUGACUUCAAUGAUGCAGCGAAUACGUUCAGUUCCCUCGAUGUCGGCGCUACGCUGGCUAUCACAACACCAGCACUUCUCUCGCAAGAGCUGUUCACGCAUCAAGGCGCAGGCACUCUGAUAGUCCGCGGUGACAAGAUCACCAGGAUCACUGAUCUCAACAGCCCGCUGGUUGAUCUGCCCGCUGUGAAGGCAGUCUUGGAAGGCUCCUUUCGUUCACCAAUCCCCGAUUCAUACUUCGAAUCCAUUCAAGACAGUUUUCGAUCUCUCUACGUCACCGAGAGUGGACGCGGGAUAGCAAUUGUAUUGACGAUUGGAGGAAUCCCAUAUCUUGACAAAAUUGCUGUGCAACAAGGAAGCCAAGGUGAUCAACUGGGAGAGCAAAUUUGGCAGGCACUCACAAAGGGUGAGCCGUCAUUGUUCUGGAGAUCGAGGUCUAGUAAUUCUGCGAAUAAUUGGUACUAUGACCGGGCCCACGGUGCUAUCAAGGAUCAGAAAUCGCCCUGGACUGUGUUCUGGUACAACGUUGACACUGACAAAAUCAUGGAGUGCGUGAAAAAAGCGAUUGGGUUGAAGCCAACAUUCAGUGUCUAGUAAUCUAGUCUAAAUGCCCUUCGAGAUGCUUCUGGACCUAAUUGCGAUGUAUUUGCGAUGUCCGCUACUACGUGCUCCGCGGCGCUCAACGUGCUCCACGUAGUGCUCCACAGGCCUAUAUACCAUAGGACAACCUCGGAAGCGAAACCUACUUCGCAUUCUACUUCAUGGUGACUUGUUUAGCACAUAUCAUCAUAAAUCACGAAGAAGUGAUUCUUAUUGCUCUACAUAUGAGGGAAAAUUCUGCCAAUUGUGAUGAAUCUGGAUUCACGUGCGUGGUUAAAAUUCAUGACGACCAACUCCCGGGUAGAUGGAAAUGGAGGUGAAUCUCUUCACGUCCACCGUAUAGAAUGCAUAACUUCCAUACAUCGCCCGAGACGCAUUUUGGGCAAGUACUGUGGUAUUCGAAUGUAUGUACUUGAAGUCGGAUUUUAGAAUUCGUCUUCAGACAAUUGGCGCAGCACUGGCCCCGCAUUCUUCGACCCAAACAGACGUACUACCCAAAACUCUACCAAGUGGCUGGCUACAAUUUCCACCACUCCGGAAGAAUAAGAAGUAUCUUUAUCGGCCUGCAUAGUUAUAUCAUAUGGAAUAUGGGGAGCCGGAUAUAAAGUUGAAAUGAUAUGCUAAGUGGUCUAUCUCGAUAUGCACUUCGGGAAAAUGUUAAUCAACGUAUGAGCGCAUCAGCAUGGUAGGAACAAACCAAGAGUAACUUGUAAAUACCCUUACUCACCUGUUUAUCGGGUCCUCGAAUUUUAUCGAAGAUAGUAUAUAGCGGUGCCAAUUCCAGAUUCCACGCAUCGUUGCACUCCUGACUCAGCACUCUUUUAUUUAAUUCGAUUCCAGCAAAUACUGGCUCCUUUUGCGACCUUUGACAGAAACUUUCAGACUUCGUGGCAGCUGCUGAGAUGUCUAGCGGUGAGUAGCGACUGUGGUAUAACUGCUGUACAAAGUCCUUGCGAAGUCCUGCAUAUUAAAUAUCGAGAUGAUGGUCAAAUCGGUGGUCAGUCACGAAGGUCAUGUUUUGGUUUAAGGAGAUGUGUAAUAAACAUCUUUCCCUGUAGAAAUGGACCAGGUUCAGAAAAUGGCACUUUCAAUGUGUGCACCAUACCCAAGCCUGCUAUUAGCUGUGCUACAAAGUCUACGACCAAUUCUUUCUUUCUUUUGACAUUCUUAUGUGUCCGGACGGCGGCCAGCUUAUCAAUCUUGUGGUUGAAUAUACUCGCAGCGUAGAAUUUCAGGAUCGAUUCUGAAAAGCAGUUCACAGACACCGAAGUUGUCAAGGCUUCGACGUGAUGAAACCAGAAGGAUGGUAUGUACACCGCAUCACCUACAGAAUUAUAUUGUGAGCGUGAAAAUGUAAAUAUUCAAGUCCUAUUUUGUCUUGAGAUAUAGCAGAUACCUUAAUGAUAUUCAGUUGUUUCUGAUUGAGAGAUUAUAGAUGAAAGACUGCGUGCACUUCACUAAACUAGGAGGACGGCGAGGCGAAUAGGCGUAGUACAAUUUUCCGCGUUGGACCAUACGAUAUCAAGAAUCCACUGGUAUCCAAGUUUUACCUGGAUUUAAAAUGACGGUUUGCCAUUUCUCUGCACUCGCAAAACCGGGAAAUUGCAAGAGGUUGGGUUGAUCAAAGUCCACCUGUGACAAAAGUAUAGUAUAUGAAUAACGUCAGUGUGAGCUACAUUUUGUACUACAUUGUGUACGCACACAUCCGAAAAAUCGCUAUUAAUGUGUGGGCAUCUAACGAUAACAUUUAUAAAGGAUCUUGAAACUUUCUAUAGAAUUACCAAUGUACCGCUCCCUUGUCGAUGUAGGCAAUUUCCUGUAUCUGAUCAAUACCCAAAUAUAUUUUUAACACCAGGGCGUUAUAUAUGCGCAGAUAUACCUUUAUUGACACAUACAUAGGGAUAAAGAAUUGGAUUAUUGGUCUUCUGAAAGAAACAUACAAUUGUGGAAUUAUUGUAUCCAUACAACAACAUCAAGGGUGCACGCGUACAAACUCGGAGUCGUCUAUUCGAAAUAUGGAAGUGUCCCAAUCAACAAUUGCUACACAUGCUUGAAUUCGUACACUUUUCAAACGCAUACCUGGGACUUUCGCGACCGCGG
Molecule: messenger RNA, 3639 nt
Organism: Sphaeroforma arctica JP610
Lineage: Eukaryota; Ichthyosporea; Ichthyophonida
Exons: 10
Coding region: 1-1533 (510 amino acids)
Biological process (GO): L-arginine biosynthetic process
Cellular component (GO): cytoplasm; mitochondrial matrix
Molecular function (GO): arginine binding; L-glutamate N-acetyltransferase activity, acting on acetyl-CoA as donor; acetylglutamate kinase activity
Source: RefSeq, a predicted model, not a curated record